Messenger RNA from Peromyscus leucopus (white-footed mouse), 2452 nucleotides. RefSeq names its product X-ray repair cross complementing 3 (gene Xrcc3). Lineage: Eukaryota; Metazoa; Chordata; Mammalia; Rodentia; Cricetidae. Gene Ontology annotation, biological process: t-circle formation; telomere maintenance via recombination; double-strand break repair via synthesis-dependent strand annealing. The transcript is spliced from 8 exons. Gene Ontology annotation, molecular function: four-way junction DNA binding; ATP-dependent DNA damage sensor activity; ATP binding. Bases 171 to 1217 code for a protein of 348 amino acids. The record is from RefSeq and is a predicted model, not a curated record. Gene Ontology annotation, cellular component: replication fork; Rad51C-XRCC3 complex.
AGAGAAGCCUAGGGUGGGCGGGGCUUCCGGAGCGGGCGGAGCGCGCGGGAGAUCUCGCAAGGCGGCUGAGCCUGCAGGCGGUCCAAGUUAACAGCAAGCACAUUGGAAUCUGUUGUCAUCCCUGUGUCUCGCUGGAAGUUUUUCAUGCUCGUGGUGAACCCACUGAGGAAAUGGACUUGGAUCAACUGGACCUAAACCCCAGAAUUACUGCUGCAAUUAAGAAGGGUAGACUCAAGUCCGUGAAGGAGGUUCUGUGCUACUCGGGCCCAGACUUGCAGCGGCUCACCAGCCUGCCCACGCACGAUGUGCACCACCUGCUCAAAGUGGCCUCCCGACACCUUCAGGGUGGCCGUGUCCUUACAGCGCUGCAGCUGUUCCAGCAGAGGGAGAGCUUCCCGGAGCAGCAUGGGCGCCUGAGCCUGGGCUGCCCGGUCCUGGAUCAGUUCCUGGGUGGCGGCCUGCCCCUGGAGGGGAUCACCGACCUGGCUGGCCGCAGCUCGGCCGGGAAGACGCAGCUGGCGCUUCAGCUCUGCCUGACCGUGCAGUUCCCACGACAGUACGGAGGCCUGGAGGCUGGGGCCGUCUACAUCUGCACAGAGGAUGUCUUCCCCAGCAAGCGGCUGUGGCAGCUCAUUGAACAGCAGCAGCAGCUGCGGACAGAUGUGCCUGGGGAGGUGGUCCAGAAGAUCAGGUUCGGCAACCACAUCUUCGUUGAACAUGCGGCCGACGUGGACGCCUUGCUGGAGUGUGUGAGGAGGAGGGUCCCCAUUCUGCUCUCAAGGGGAAUGGCCCGUCUGGUGGUGGUCGACUCUGUCGCAGCCCCCUUUCGCUGUGAGUACGAUGCUCAGGCCUUGGCCACCAGGGCCAAGCGCCUGCAGUCACUGGGGGCCGCGCUCCGAGGUCUGAGCAGCACCUUCCGGAGCCCUGUGCUGUGCGUCAACCAGGUGACAGAAAUGGCGGAGGAGUCCACGCCCAGGCCCCUGGGGGCCUGGGAUGAGCACCUCUCGCCAGCCCUGGGCAUCACCUGGGCCAACGAGCUCCUGAUGAGGCUGAUGGUUGACCGGGCGCAUGAGGCGACCCCCGCCGCGGGGGGCCUGCCCCGAAGCCCGGCUCGGACCCUCCGAGUGCUCUUCGCCCCGCACCUGCCCCUCUCCUCCUGUCGCUACACUGUCGGUGGGGAAGGCAUUAGAGGGGUGCCAGGAACCGAGUCCCGCUGACGGGGGCGCCAGAGGAGCACCUGACCAGGUCCCAGGAACCCCUGGUUCUGAUGAGUCCUUCCAACAGUGUCGGCGGCACCGGUGACCAGAUGGACACCCAGACCACUGGAAAACCCAGCUCUUUGCAUUAUGAUUCAUAACAGUACCAAAAUUAGGUGUGGAGCAGCAGUGAAGUGACUUUAUGGUUGGGGUCACCAAGACACGAAGACGGAAUUUAAGGGUCGCAGCGUCAGGAAGGUGGGAAAUCACUGGUUUAGAGGGUGAAUGGCCAACCCGGGGCCCUGGCAGUCUGAGGGUGUCUGCGUGGGAACCCCAGAAUGACCAGGCUCAGCUCUUGCCUCUUGUGCUUUCUGCCCGGGGCUGAGUCAGCAGCUGGUCUGGUGGGGCCGCCUCCUGCAGGGUGGUCUCAACCCACAAACAGGCAGGGAUGCUCACCACUCAGGCCAGCAGGGCACGCAGUGAGGGACUUCCUGCUGUGCCCUCCCCACACAUACACAGCAUGGUGGGGCAGAGGAGAAGAAAAGCUGACCUCGGGCCCUGCUUCCAGAACAGUCUCGGGGAAGGAGGUAGGACUGUCCUAGCCUGGCUGCUUCAGGCUGAGCAGCUUCCAGCCACUUAAGAGAGACAGCAGGAAACGGGUCUGUGUGUCCUUGCCGAGGCCUGGCUAAGUACAUCCAGCAACUCUGGCUUGGUAGUACGUCCAGGCUGGGGGCACCACGAGCAUGCCACAGGACUAUGGACACGCUCAGCAGAAGGCACCUCCUGGUGACAUCUGCUCUGGACCCCAGGAUCACCACUUCUGGACUUGAGGCUCUACAGUCACCAAGGACUGUGGCCUCUGGAGACAGGGGUGUGGCUUUGAUCCCUCCUGGCAGCACAGGCCUCCACCGGCAAAUGUGCCACGUAGACCCACAGGGACGGGGCCUCACCAAGGAGUGCCGUUGCUCCAGUGGCGGGUGACUCCAGUCACUGUCCCCAAGACGUCUCCAGCAGAGCCCGCCCUGCAGGGAGCUCCAAACCUUCAAAGCUACCUGCGGCCCCCACCCCUUUUUUGGCAGUUCUGGAGACUGAACCUAGGGUCUCCCCUGCCCAGCCCCACCUGCUGUCUGGAAGGCUGAGGACACCGCCUGAGUGAUGGACACAGCUGCUUGGGGGGGGAGUGGUUCAUACAAAACAGCCUCUCUGCAAAACUGGAGGGCUUCGUAUCAGAAAUAAAACUAUUUUUAUAACAAGUA